Cladophialophora psammophila CBS 110553 is the source of this 2037-nucleotide messenger RNA. Its product is annotated as hsp70-like protein. Lineage: Eukaryota; Fungi; Ascomycota; Eurotiomycetes; Chaetothyriales; Herpotrichiellaceae. The transcript is spliced from 2 exons. Gene Ontology annotation, biological process: cellular response to unfolded protein; protein refolding. Gene Ontology annotation, cellular component: mitochondrion; cytoplasm. Gene Ontology annotation, molecular function: heat shock protein binding; ATP hydrolysis activity; misfolded protein binding. Bases 1 to 2037 code for a protein of 678 amino acids. The record is from RefSeq and is a predicted model, not a curated record.
AUGAUUGCCUCACGGUUGUCCAGAGCGCUUCCUCGCUCAAGCCCCUUCUCUCGCCUCUCCCAGAUUCGAGCACCUCGAUCAUCAAUAAUCUCGCGGUAUGCCUCUACCGAUGCUCCCGAGUCGACUGAAAAAGUCAAGGGCCAAGUUAUUGGUAUUGACUUGGGAACGACAAACUCGGCCGUCGCCGUCAUGGAAGGCAAACAACCUAGAAUAAUAGAAAACGCUGAGGGUACUCGAACAACACCCUCCGUUGUGGCCUUCACCGAGGGUGGGGAGCGUCUCGUUGGCGUUGCAGCCAAGCGACAAGCUGUGGUCAACCCUGAAAACACGCUCUUCGCGACCAAACGACUCAUCGGCCGGAAAUUCUCAGACCCAGAAGUCCAGCGAGAUAUCAAAGAAGUCCCCUACAAGAUCGUUCAACAUACAAACGGCGAUGCGUGGCUGGAAGCUCGCGGUGAAAAAUACUCGCCGUCGCAGAUCGGAGGUAUGGUUUUGGCAAAGAUGAAGGAGACUGCCGAAGCAUAUCUUGGCAAGCCCAUUAAGAACGCCGUCGUCACAGUCCCUGCCUACUUCAAUGACAUGCAGCGACAAGCCACGAAAGACGCUGGUCAAAUCGCAGGAUUAAAUGUUCUCCGUGUUGUCAAUGAGCCUACCGCAGCUGCGCUAGCAUACGGUCUCGAGAAGGAAGACGAUCGCAUCAUCGCGGUCUACGAUCUGGGUGGUGGCACAUUUGAUAUCUCCAUUCUCGAAAUCCAAAAAGGUGUCUUUGAAGUCAAGUCUACCAAUGGUGACACGCAUCUUGGUGGUGAAGAUUUUGACAUCACCCUUGUCCGCCAUCUCGUUCAGCAGUUUAAGAAAGAGUCUGGUAUCGACCUAUCCAACGAUCGCAUGGCCAUUCAACGUAUUCGCGAGGCCGCUGAAAAGGCCAAGAUUGAGCUGUCUUCUUCGAUCCAAACAGAUAUCAACCUGCCUUUCAUCACCGCCGAUGCAUCUGGACCUAAACACAUUAACAUCAAGCUAACCCGAGCUCAACUCGAGCAGAUGGUCGACCCCCUCAUCGCUAAGACCAUUGAGCCUGUUCGAAAGGCCCUGAAAGAUGCCAACCUCCAAGCAAAGGACAUCCAAGAAAUCAUCCUCGUCGGUGGCAUGACUCGUAUGCCUAAAGUCACCGAGUCCGUCAAGAGCAUCUUUGGACGCGAGCCUGCCAAAUCUGUCAACCCUGACGAAGCCGUCGCCAUUGGUGCCGCAAUCCAAGGAGCUGUGCUUGCCGGCGAAGUUAUGGAUGUUCUCCUGCUCGAUGUUACACCUCUCUCUCUCGGUAUCGAGACCCUCGGUGGCGUCUUUACCCGUUUGAUUAACCGCAACACCACUAUUCCCACCAAGAAAUCACAGAUCUUCUCGACUGCCGCCGACUUCCAGACUGCUGUGGAGAUCAAGGUCUACCAGGGUGAGCGUGAGCUUGUCCGUGAUAACAAGUUGUUGGGCAACUUCCAGUUGGUUGGCAUUCCUCCGGCACACCGUGGGGUCCCUCAGAUCGAAGUCACCUUUGAUAUUGAUGCCGACUCUAUUGUCCACGUUCACGCCAAGGACAAGUCGACCGGCAAGGAUCAAUCCAUCACGAUCGCUUCGGGCUCGGGUCUAUCCGAUGCUGAGAUUCAAAACAUGGUGGAUGAUGCUGAGAAAUAUGGUGCCCAAGACAAGGAGCGCAAGGCUGCCAUUGAAGCAGCCAACCGAGCUGACAGCGUCCUUAACGACACAGACAAGGCAUUGAAGGAAUUCGAAGACAAACUCGACAAGGCCGAAGCCGAUCUCAUUAAAGAAAAGAUUGCUUCCCUCCGCGAGUACGUUGCCAAGAACCAGGCCGGCGAGGGCACUGCCACGGCGGAGGAGAUGAAGCAGAAGAUCGAUGAGCUCCAGAGUGCGGCUCUUAGUUUGUUUGACAAGAUGCACAAAGCCCGCGAGGAGUCGCAGCAGACACCGCCAAGCGGUGAUGCAGGCUCACAGCAAGGCUCAUCCAGCGGUGAGCAGAAGCCGUGA